This is a messenger RNA of Alosa alosa (allis shad), 1284 nucleotides long. RefSeq names its product cyclin D1 (gene ccnd1). Gene Ontology annotation, molecular function: cyclin-dependent protein serine/threonine kinase regulator activity. The record is from RefSeq and is a predicted model, not a curated record. The coding region runs from base 235 to 1116 and encodes 293 amino acids. Gene Ontology annotation, cellular component: cyclin-dependent protein kinase holoenzyme complex; cytoplasm; nucleus. Gene Ontology annotation, biological process: positive regulation of G1/S transition of mitotic cell cycle; regulation of cyclin-dependent protein serine/threonine kinase activity; mitotic cell cycle phase transition. The transcript is spliced from 5 exons. Lineage: Eukaryota; Metazoa; Chordata; Actinopteri; Clupeiformes; Clupeidae.
UUAAAUUUGCGCUCCUCAUGGCCACUCUUUCCCUCAUGCUCGCUGCAGCUUUGAUCUCUUAACAACAGGAACGUCAUUGCUCAAGCACUGAAGGGGAGUUUUUAUCGAAGGGCAGAGUCUGGUUACCUCUAGAGGGCUUCGACGGCAGUAGCUGCAGGCAGCAUCCACGGAACUUCUACGAGGAGCGCACAGUCGGUCUCUAUCAGCCCCCAAACUUCAGCGAUUGUCUUAGGAAUGGAACACCAGCUUCUUUGCUGCGAAGUGGAGACUAUUAGGAGAGCGUACCAAGAUACGAAUUUGCUCAAUGACAGAGUUCUACAAGCAAUGCUCAAAGCUGAAGACAAUUACCUUCCUGCCACGAACUACUUAAAAUGUGUUCAAAAAGAAAUUGUGCCUUACAUGAGGAGAAUUGUUGCCACAUGGAUGCUUGAGGUCUGUGAAGAACAGAAAUGCGAAGAGGAGGUUUUUCCCUUGGCUAUGAAUUACUUGGACAGAUUUUUGUCCGUUGAGCCGACAAAGAAAACAAGAUUACAGUUACUGGGAGCCACUUGCAUGUUUUUGGCAUCAAAAAUGAAGGAAACCAUUCCUUUAACAGCUGAGAAGUUGUGUAUAUACACCGACAAUUCAAUCCGACCUGGCGAGUUACUGCAAAUGGAGCUACUUGUGCUGAACAAGCUGAAAUGGGAUCUAGCGUCAGUCACUCCACACGAUUUCAUUGAACAUUUCCUCUCCAAACUUCCCAUUCAUCAGGACACCAAGAAAAUCCUUCGCAAACAUGCUCAGACCUUUGUGGCCCUCUGUGCUACAGACGUUAAGUUCAUCGCAAACCCACCCUCUAUGAUUGCUGCUGGGAGCGUGGCGGCUGCCGUACAGGGCCUCCACCUGAAGAGCCUGGACGUGUCACUCACCUCCCAGAACCUCACAGAGCUGCUGUCACAGAUCAUCAAGAGUGAUCCGGACUGCCUCCGGGCCUGUCAGGAGCAGAUCGAGUCCUUGCUGGAGACGAGUCUGCGGCAGGCGCAGCAGCAGCACGCCGGCUCCACAGAGACGAAGAGCAUGGAGGAGGAGGUGGACCUCUCCUGCACCCCGACGGACGUGCGAGAUGUGAACAUUUGAGUGGGGAGGACGAGAGGCCGUGCGACGAUUCGGGCGAGAGGCUUUUUCAGGAAGAGAGGGAGAGACGGAGGAGGAUGAUGCUUUGCGGUCACUCAGCACCCCUGUACUCCCACGGACGCUCUAGUGCUCGCGGCAUAGUGCUUGACCCCCCCCCACACACACCCCCAA